Filobasidium floriforme is the source of this 1404-nucleotide messenger RNA. RefSeq lists its product as uncharacterized. Gene Ontology annotation, cellular component: ERMES complex. The record is from RefSeq and is a predicted model, not a curated record. Gene Ontology annotation, molecular function: lipid binding. Lineage: Eukaryota; Fungi; Basidiomycota; Tremellomycetes; Filobasidiales; Filobasidiaceae. The transcript has a single exon. Bases 76 to 1317 code for a protein of 413 amino acids. Gene Ontology annotation, biological process: mitochondrion organization; phospholipid transport.
AUUCCAUUCGACCAAAAGCAACAACGCCUUCCACAAGCCGUUCAUAUCGAUAGAGAUGAAGAUAUAGCCUCACCAAUGUCCGUAGAGAUCGACUGGAGCUUGUUGUCCGCGGUGACGAGCGGCGAGACGCUUGCCGACCGAUUACUCGUCGCUCUCAACAAGCAACUCGACAGCGCUUCACGUCCAUCUUACCUCGGUCCUAUCCAGGUCACCGAGUUUACGUUUGGUACGGUCGGUCCCGAUGUGGAGAUCAGGGAUAUCGGGGACGUAUGGAAGGUCUUUGAGGAGAACGAUGCCGAGUCAGAGGAUGAGCAUGCGGAUCAGUAUCCGAUACCGCACACGACCGGACCUGAUGGACCGCUGGCCGAUUCGUACGACGGGUUCGACGACCGGUGGGAUCAGGACGAUGAGACGACGAGCGUAUUGAGUGGGAUGUUAUCGCCUCGUGCUGCUAUGACGGGGAUGGGAGGAGCAGGAAUAGGGAUAGGAGCGGGGAUGGGAAUCAAUCUCGCAGCGGGGAUGUUGGGUCACGGUGGUGCAUCUCCGUUCAACGCCUCGCUCUACUCGCACUCCAGGACACAAUCUCACAAGGGUCCGAGAAAGAAUGGUAACCAUCGAAAUGGCUACGGCAAUCGAUAUCACCGGCACGCCAACCAAUACGACGAACGCGGUAGAUCCGCCUCUCACACCCCACCUCUCACGCUCAACUACACCCCUAUCGAGAUCCCCAUUCAACCUCCAGAACCAGAACCACAACCUCUCCCCUCAUUACAAUUUAUGGUCCAUAUCGACCAUCGUCCGAACAUGUGCAUCACCAUGAACACCACCCUCCAGAUCAACUACCCCUCGCCGAUGUUCAUGACCCUCCCCCUAAAACUCCGGAUAACGGGCUUCACCCUCUCAGCCGAUGUGGUCUUGGCGUUCAACGGACCUAAACGGCGAUUACACCUCUGUAUAGUCGACGAAGCCGACGCUUCUACACCUUCCCCUGCUCCUUCUUAUGCGCCGUCAGUCUCGCAGUACAUGUCCCCGGACUCUUCGUACCCCUCAACACCAGGUCCGGGGUUUAAUACGAACACGCGGUCAGGCCCGCAUGGGUUUCAAGAUCGGUACGAGCCGAGGUCGUUUGCUGGGGAACAGAGUAAACCGAUCGGGACGAGGCUUUUGCCGUCUUUGCAGGUGGAGAGCGAGAUAGGGCAGGCGGACGUACAUGCCCUGAGGAACGUGGGGAAGGUGGAGAAUUUCGUCUUGACGCUCGUCAGGAAGACGCUGGUGGAUGAGAUGGUCUUUCCGAACUAUCACACCAUCGCUUUGUAAGGCCCGAACUCGUGAGGACGAGUUGCGAGGCAAUGUUGUAUUAUAGGAAACGACUCUAUUGCAUGACGUCCUGGGCAUGCGAGAUGU